UGCGUUCUCGGCCCCACGAUGCAGACGCACUACGUGACGUUGCGCGGCGCCGUGCAGACGGUGCUUGCUAAGUAUCCCAGGGCGCUGGCCAACCACGACCACCUCAGCGACAAGGUGCGGGCGGGCAACUUCGCGGACAAGCUGGGCACGCUGUGUGCCCAC
Messenger RNA from Prorocentrum cordatum, 162 nucleotides. Lineage: Eukaryota; Dinophyceae; Prorocentrales; Prorocentraceae. The record is from the annotation of a GenBank genome assembly.